AUGCCAGUAAAGUUAGCUCCGACGAUUCAUGGAUCAAUAUCGACUAGUGGGGGGAAUUCCAGCGUAGCGAACGAUUGGUUCCGUGCACAGACGGCGCAGGUGAGGUCGUGGCAGUUGGAGCGGAUGUCAAACGGUGGAGGACUGGAGGGCCAUGGCACUGUCACUGAAUCUCAAGACAGUCUAUUGUACCUGUCCCUGAUCACCUGUCCCAUGAAGAGGCUUCGACGCUACUGCAGGUGUGCGGUGCUGACGGCGUACAACGGGCUUGUGAGAUCCAGGUCCCCGAAAGGCGAAGACUAUGUUCUUGCUCUUGGAACAGAUGAUGUGCCCACUUUCGCUGUUGGGAUAGCUCUUGCGUCAGGUGCGAAUGUAAUCGCGACAUCCUCGUCAGAUGAGAAGUUAGGGGUAAAAAUCAAGGCUUCCUGCUUCGCAGACUGGAGGCAGAGGGUCGACUACGUCAGCGAAGUGGGCAGACCGAACGUGCUUCAGAAGUCUAAUGUGGAUGUUGAGGACUCUGGAUGGGCUCGCAUUAUGGGCUUCGUGCCAGGUAUUAUUUACGUGAAGAUUCGAGGAUAUGAAUUGCUUGUUCGCAGCUUGUAA
This is a messenger RNA of Pisolithus orientalis, 600 nucleotides long. RefSeq lists its product as uncharacterized. The transcript has 8 exons. The record is from RefSeq and is a predicted model, not a curated record. Bases 1 to 600 code for a protein of 199 amino acids. Lineage: Eukaryota; Fungi; Basidiomycota; Agaricomycetes; Boletales; Pisolithaceae.